UACUCCUUUCCAGCUCCAUUAAGCUGGAAAUAUGGUAAUAUAUAAGAAAUUAAUUCAUUUCAUUAAACUAACAAAGGUGCAAUGAAAGAAAAAUCAAUGGAGAGACUCUGCAAAUUUCUUACUUUUUGCUUCUAUCUAUUGCUUAUCACAGCAAUAUCCACUGUAGCUGACACCUUGAAUAUAACUCGAUCUAUUAGAGAUGAUGAUGGCCUAGUUUCAGCCGGUGGAAGCUUUAGACUGGGAUUUUUCAGCCCACUUGGCACCUCCAAAAAUAAGUACUUAGGCAUAUGGUACAACAACUUACCUGGCCAAACUGUAGUUUGGGUUGCUAACAGAGAAAUCCCCAUCACUGAUUCGUCCGGCGUUCUUCGGAUCAGUGAUCAAGGAAUGUUGGUACUUACUGUUGGUAACGGGAGCAUAAUUUGGUCUUCUAACUCCACAAGAGCUUCAAGAAAUCCCAUCGCACAGCUUUUGGAUUCAGGAAAUCUUGUUGUUAAAAAUGAGGGUGAUGAUAACCCAGAAAAUUACUUGUGGCAGAGUUUUGAUUACCCAACUGAUACAUUUUUGCCAGGAAUGAAGCUUGGAUGGAAUAGAGAAAAAGGCUUGGGUCGAUACCUUACACCAUGGAAGACAUCCGAUAAUCCUGCUCGAGGUAAUUUUAGUUGUGGGGUUGAUGCUGCUGGUUAUCCUCAACUGGUUGUAAGAAAGAAUUCAAAACUGGUUUUUCGAGCUGGAUCAUGGAAUGGUCUUCGGUUUAGUGGCGCACCUGGAUUAAAGCCAAACUCUAUUUAUACAUUUGGGUUUGUUCUAAACGAGAAGGAGUUGUAUUACCAUUAUGAGCUUCGUAACAGCUCUUUACUUUCAAGAUCGAUGAUAAAUAAUGUCAAUGGCCUUUUCCAACGCUUUCUUUGGAAUGAGCAGACACGAGAAUGGCGACUUUAUUCUACAGUACAAAUGGAUAAUUGUGAUCAAUAUGCUUUGUGCGGUUCAUAUGGUAGCUGCAAUAUUAACAACUCACCCACCUGUAGUUGCUUGGAAGGAUUUGAACCAAAAGUUCCAAAAGAAUGGGACACGGUGGAUUGGUCAAGUGGUUGCGUUAGAAAGAUUCCACUGAAUUGCGCCGGAGAUGGGUUUCGGAGGUACUCUGCUGUGAAGUUGCCAGACACACAGAAAUCCUGGUAUAACAAGAGUAUGAAUCUUGAGGAGUGCAGAACCAUGUGCUUGAAGAAUUGCUCCUGCAUAGCAUACACAAAUUUGGACAUUAGAGGAGGAGGAAGUGGCUGCUUGAUCUGGUAUGAUGAUCUCCUUGAUACUAGACACUUGGAUGAAAAUGGCCAAGAUAUUUACAUAAGGAUGGCUGCAUCAGAAAUAGCUUUUGAUGAAAAUAUGAAGACAAAGAGUAAAUCCAAUAAAACAAGGAUCAUCUUGAGCACAGUGUUACCUGCAGGAAUGCUGCUCCUGGGCCUAACUAUGCUUGUUUGUCUUUGGAAAAAGAAGCAGCAGAAACAUAGAAUAAAAACAGGCAUUGUGGACAGAAAUGCAUAUGACAAUACCAAGGAGGAGGAGCUAGAAUUACCGUUGUUUGAUUUUAACACAAUUGCUUCUGCAACCGAUAACUUCUCAAUUAACAAUAAACUCGGAGAAGGGGGAUUUGGACCUGUUUUCAAGGGAACGUUGAAAGAUGGACAAGAAAUAGCUGUGAAGAGGCUCUCAAAGAAUUCAAACCAGGGACUCAAUGAGUUCAAGAACGAAGUCAUGCAUAUUGCCAAACUUCAGCACCGGAAUCUGGUGAAGCUUCUAGGAUGCUGCAUUGAAUCAGAAGAGAAGAUGUUAGUCUAUGAGUUUAUGCCUAACACGAGCUUGGACUGCUUCCUUUUUGAUGAAAAACAGAGCAAGCUACUAGAUUGGCCUGCGCGCUACCAAAUUAUCAAUGGGAUUGCUCGUGGACUCCUCUAUCUUCACCAAGAUUCAAGGCUAAGAAUAAUUCAUAGAGAUCUGAAAGCAGGGAACAUUUUAUUGGAUUAUGAAAUGAAUCCAAAAAUUUCAGACUUUGGCCUUGCUAGAAGUUUUGGAGGAAAUGAAACUGAAGCCAAUACAAAUAAAGUGGUGGGAACAUAUGGUUACAUGUCUCCAGAAUAUGCAAUUGAAGGCAUAUACUCUGUGAAGUCCGAUGUGUUUAGCUUUGGUGUUAUAGUGCUAGAGAUAGUUAGUGGGAAGAGGAACAGAGGAUUCUCCCAUGAAGACCAUGAUCUUAACCUUCUGGGACAUGCUUGGCAACUACAUAAAGAAGGGAGGUCUAUUGAACUGAUUGACACAUCAUUAAGAAACUCAUACAAUCUAUCUGAAGUGCUACGAUCAGUUCAUGUUGGUUUACUCUGUGUGCAAGGAAGUAUAGAAGAUAGGCCAAGCAUGUCAGCUGUGGUCUAUAUGUUGGGUAGUGAAGGUGCAUUGCCUGAGCCUAAGCUGCCUGGAUUCUUCACAGAAAGGGAUCUAAUUGAACUUGAAGCCAAUUCCACCACAAGAAAGCACACAGCUUCUUCUACUAAUGGUCUUACCAUUACAGUACUAGAUGCAAGAUAGAUGGAUACAUAUCUUGUUGGAGCGCUUGCUGUGAUACUACUGCUGUCACAUUAGCUAAUAGUCUCAUUAGAUUUUAAAUUAUCUAAUGUGUAUUUUGCCUAAAAGUCUAGAGUUUCCACUAACUCAGAGGCGUGCUGCUUAUAUAUAUAUAUAUAUAUAUAUAUAUAUCAGAUAAGGUUAGGUGUUGAUUGUAAAAAAGAAAAAACCUCUACCUUUUUUGUAACUGAUGUAUAUAUAUUAUAUGUUAAUCAAUAAAAUAUCAGUGUUUGAGCUCCUUCUCCUUA
Molecule: messenger RNA, 2864 nt
Organism: Jatropha curcas
Lineage: Eukaryota; Viridiplantae; Streptophyta; Magnoliopsida; Malpighiales; Euphorbiaceae
Product: G-type lectin S-receptor-like serine/threonine-protein kinase At4g27290
Biological process (GO): protein phosphorylation; recognition of pollen
Molecular function (GO): protein serine/threonine kinase activity; ATP binding
Source: RefSeq, a predicted model, not a curated record